CCCUCUGUUGAUUUCGGUAACCUUGCGCUACCCCUCAAUUUACCAAAAAGCCCUUCCACAGAUCUACGAAGUCCAACUGGACCACCAAGCAGACGACCAUCGGUUGACUUGAGCGCGGGAGCCGGAACUACGUUGUUUUAGAUGUGGUCGUUAGGAAAGCUAGUUAAAGAAUCAAUUAGACAGAUCUUUACGAAACUUGUCUUUUUCCUGAGCGGAAUGUUCAGGUCCUAUUACAAGUUUCAGCCUUCCGGUUCAUUUGCACGAGAAUACGGUGGAUCCGGAAGUGGUGGACUCUCAUCAAGCAGACGAUAUGGCUCCACUUACGACAUGGGUUCCAGCCGUGGCUACGGCAUGGGAAGCAGCAAAUAUGGAGGCAGCAGUGGGUAUGGCGGAAGUGGGGGAAGUAACUAUUUAAACACCUCUUACGGAACGCCUCGGUCAACAUAUAGACAGUCUAGUUACGAACCGAGACUUUCCGCUUAUACAGGGGGAGGGUCAGUAAGGGAUAGAGUGAAACAAAUGAACCCUGACAAUCGUAGUGGGGGUAGUUAUACCCCAUUGACCAGCCGCCGUGCUUCUGGUGCUAGGGACUAUGGUGGAAGUGGCGGCGGCACCAAUUCAUGGGAUAAAUAUUCGGGCCGGAGUGUAGGCAGUGAUUAUAGUAAUCGUUCAGGAUAUAUGUCUGACUAUGGUGGGAGUAAUCCUUCGCUUUAUGGUUCUUGGGACCGAACUUCGUCACGUUCAGGGAGAGGAUACGGCGGGGCAAGUCGUGAGACGUCGCCGGUAAGUAUUCGGACGCCGGCACGUCAAUAUGAUUACAGUAGCAGUGCGUCACCGUCGCCGUAUUCAACGUAUUUACGUACUGCAGAGACUCGAUCUCCAUCUACGCAACACAAAUUUGAGAGACAAAAUUCAUUACGAUCAGACGCGUAUGAAGAAUCUCCACCAAGGCCGCGCCGAAAAUGGGAGGAGGACGUCUACGGUGUGAAGGCACGGCGUGAAGCCCUUCCUGAGCCCGUUAAACCUCCUCCUAAGGAUUAUUCUUCUGAUUCCGACAGUGCUCCUGAGGAUGAGAAGGGGCAUGCUAGAUAUUUAAUGAGUAGGGGUACCUCCCCUAUGCCAGAGCCCGGUAAACGAGACAGGCGUAACAAAGACACAUCACAAAUCAGCAAAAUUAAAAGGGUAAAAUGUCCGAAAGAGCCUCGCGGUAGAGCUCGCAGUGAUUUACGGCGGCGACGGUUAGUGGAUUGCGCGACUCAAACAAACCUUGAUGAAGCCGCGCCAAAACGGAGAAGUCGGCAAGGUGGGGCGGAGAAUCGGGCUUCAAGGGAAGAAAUUGCUAAAAUGGCUGCUUUGGCCUUAUUAAUAGACGAUAAUGAUAAUGCAGGUGAAAACUUUUACAAACACAGAGAACAAUUUCAGAUGCCAGCAACCCCGUUAUCACCCACUUAUAAAAAUAAAUCAGCUGGUUCGAGUUUUGAUAAAUCCCCAUCACGUGUGAACCAGCCGGAAGAAAGGGGCUGGCGUAAAUCUGUGUAUGACGAUAGUCCACCACCAAAACGGAGUGAACAAAAUCGAGAUUCUCGUUAUUUGGAAAGUUUAGAUGUACCAGACGAGAAAAACUGGCGCAAGGCCGUGUAUGGAGACCCGACACCCGCGCCUGCGCCUUUAAGUAGAUUAAAGCAUUACCAAACAGAGGAGGAUCUAAGAAUGGCGGGAGAGAGUGCAAGAGCUCGCAGAAUGCCACUCACAAGUACUCCCGCGCAUCUAAAUACGCCUGAUGAGGACAGUAUGGAGUCCCCGCCGGACCAAGAUGUUCGAUCUCCGACGAGGCGGGACCGCAGAUCUUAUAACGAUUCAGAAGCAGAAAAGCGACGGUCGCAACAAUCAGAGAAUGAAAAACGACGAUCGCAGAAUGAGUCCGAAGGUUCGAAAUACCGCCGGUCUUCUUCUAGAGACAGUAUACUGGAUGACAAACCAAACCGUCGGCGUCGUCAACGUACAUUGAGUCGAGAAAUUCUAGACGAAUCAGAACUUUCACAAAAAAGUGGCAGAACAGCGCUUACACCAGAUUCGUUGUCAGUAAGGGAUAGUAUCGAAAAGGUUCACAGUUGGAAACAAACACUUCCGCCUUCUAUACAAGACCAGCAACAUUUAGGUGUUGAUAAAGUAAGCCGGCAUCCCGAGACAGGUUUUCCGCGAAGUGACUCGGGAGAAUAUUUCUCCGCGCAUGAGCAAAAUUUGCCCUCAAAACAAUACAAAGACAAAAUGUAUGCACAGCAAACAACUUCCUCUCCGAAUUACGAUGAACAGCAUUCUGGUGGAGAGGAAGAGGUGCUAUCUCCGGGUGGACAUAGAAGGCAUAAGACACGGCGUCAUCUGUCAAGAGAUUUGUCGCAAGAGAGCAGUGUAUUUGACGAAGACCGGACACAUCAUCCGGUGAAUAAAGAAAAACUGAGAAAGUCUGAACUAAAUAGAUCGGAAGAACUUGAACGUCAAGAGCAGGAAGAGUUGGAGCGGCGUCAUCGCAUCUACGCUGGGGAAGAUCCCGCCGCCGUCGAAGAAUCUCUGCGCCAGAAAAGACCAGAAUCAUAUCACCGUGAUGAAUCACCAAGUAGACGCCGAAAGCGUUACGGCUCGCGCCAUAAUUCACGAGAUGAUAUUUUAGAUGACAGUCGAGCGCGUAAAGAGAAGAGAGAUGCGGACGCUCAUAUAAGUGACAGUUCUCAAUUUGGUUUCAACAGGGAAGGCUCGCCUAAUAGACAAGGCUAUCGAAGUAAAAGACACAGUCGUCAUAAUUCGCAAGAAGGCGUUUUGGAUAGGGAUGAGACUCGGGCGCAAGAAUAUCCGCACGCGCAGGAUCAUGCGCAAUAUAUGAGACCUCAUAGUAUGGUAGUUUCGAAUGAGAGUUUAGCAAAUCUAAGCACCACAAGUUCGAUACCCUCUAUGCACUCGGCUCUGACAAACGACGGUACUAUACAAAACGCUGUUUCUAUGCAAUCUAUAACUUCAAACGAAACACAGGAAGUUCCACCAGAAGAUCAAAUGACGUCGUCUGGUGGUUCACUUCCGGAUAUUGUUCCCGGCGAUAACAGAUCGAGGGAACAAAUUUCGAAAAAGAACCGGAAACCGGACAGAACCAAAAGCGGUUUAAUUGGACGUACGGAAGACAUUGACAACCUUCUUAAUUUCAGUCCAAAUGAAGAGGAAUUUGUCGAAAAGGGGAGAGGUCUUCAAGAAGUAAUAAAACAGCAAAAUGCGCACAUUCUUGACGCCCCCGUACCAAGAGAGCCUUCUCCUUUGAAACCGCAAGGUUCAGAGGAAAAACUUAUAGAUAUUGAAGACGAGGAUGGUGUGUGGCCGUUUCUUUCGCAGACUGAUACCACUGAGGCCGCGGCAUCUCCGAAACCCAAGUCAGCCAAAACUGAGGAAAUCUCUCAGACCGGCAAGGAGAUGUGGGACUUACUGAAGGCCAGGAAAGGACUUGUUGUUAUCAGUGAUAUUUUAGAGUUAUGCACAAAACCAAAGAGGCCUCGAUUUAUCCGCGUUCCGGGUAGUGAGGAGGAAGAGAAGAGUUUCCGUGGUUACAAUACGGCAAACGAAAUGUUGGAAAACAUGCAAGUCGACACAAAACAGCUAGAAGAUUGUGCUCUCCAGAUUUACCGGUAUCAUAAUGGGACACAGGGGGAUUAUGGGACAUAUCUGGAUCCCGAGUCCACCAUCGAUGAACAAGCAGAGGAACUUGAAGGCUUUCAGGACCACCCAUGUUCCAGCAACAAGCCGAGGAGAAAGAAUGCCCUGAUCCUGAGGACCCAACUUACUGUCCGAGUACAUGCUGUGAUAGAAAAACUGCUGAAUUCCAGUGGCCGUGAGUUAAGACGUGCCUUAUUUUCCCUCAAACAGAUCUUCCAGGAUGAUAAAGACCUUGUGCACGAGUUUGUUAACAAUGACGGCCUUGACUGCCUUAUCAAGGUGGGAGCGGAAGCCGACCAGAACUACCAGAAUUAUAUACUUAGAGCCCUGGGACAGGUGAUGUUGUACGUUGAUGGUAUGAACGGUGUCAUCAACCAUAAUGCAACAGUACAGUGGCUGUAUUCACUGCUGGCAUCAAAGUUUCGGCUAGUGGUGAAGACAGCGCUCAAGUUACUGCUGGUGUUUGUAGAGUACACUGAAACAAAUGCUCAACAUCUCGUCAAGGCUGUGAACGCUGUAGAUAAAAAGAGAAUGGUAAAACCAUGGACAAACAUUAUUUCAAUAUUAGAUGAAAAAGAUGGAGGUGACACAGAACUUCUUGUUUAUGCCAUGACACUUCUCAAUAAGGUAUUAAAUGCUGUGCCAGAUCAGGACACAUUCUACGAUGUCACGGACGCACUUGAAGAGCUUGGUAUGGAACGUAUCACACACAGACACAUGAACAGGAAGGGAGCUGACCUUGACCUUCUCACACAGUUCAACUUGUAUGAGGCGGCUUUGAAAAAUGAGGAUGGUGAGGAAGAUGAAGUUGGGCAGUUGGAAAAUCUGCGGCGAACUCCACGCAUCAAGAGUGACGGAGACAUUGUGAGGAAGAGUCGGCGGUUUUCUACAGGAGUUAUGCCAAAUCGUAGUUCUCUGGGAAGUAUAGAAGGAAACGAACCUUCUACACUGAAUAAAUCUGCACUUUUAGCCGAGGAAUACAACAAAAGAAAACAGAAAUUAAAAGAGAGAUCUGCUAUACCUCCGGAGGAACAUGAAAUGGUAGACAGAUUACCAGAUAAGCAGACACGAUUGCAACGGUUUGGCUUGCUCCAAGAUGCGUCUGACGAUAGAAGUAAAUAUAUUAAUGGCUCCGACAAGUCGCAUUCUGAUGGAACUAAUUCGGAAAUUAAUGAUACGCUAUCAGUUAAUGAUAUGAUGAGGAGCCGCCGUGACCGGCGGGCCCGCCAGCGUGACUUUAUCAAAGCGCAGGAAGUUACAACACUGUUGAAGCGGGAAGGUGAUCGAAUGUCAAUCGCGAGCAAUGACUCUACAAGCACGUGCAGUAGUAAUGGCAGUGCUGCACCUGUUGCCAUGGAAACUAAUUUACAUGGUGACAAUAAAUACUCUUCUUUGAGUUCACUUAGUGACACUGAAUCUUUGGAUAAUCAGCACCAUAAAAUGGGACGAGAGCCACCAGAUAAAAAUUAUUUGCCAUCACAGAAACCGGAUGAAUCAGGGUACCAGUCCACGGACGAUCACAGUCGAUUACAGGAGGAUGCGUAUUUAAAUGAAAAUGAAUCUCAGUUACAAAAUGGUGAUAUGCAAGGCAUUUCUAACAAUAGACGUUGGCUGAUGUACAAAAUGGCGCACAAAGACGAAGACACAGCACAAAAUGCAUUUACCGAUCAGAGUGCGCAAGAAAAAGAUAAAUUAAUAAAUGAUAAAAAUCAGACAUCGCCUGUAAGUGCUAAAUUAGAUGAUAGUCAUAAUAAAGUGAAAUCAGAAUUAGAACGUUUCGCAAACAAGAAGCCAGAGGACUCGGGACCAAAAAGACCCUCUGGGCCGGCAGGGGAUAAAUCGGGGCUUAUUAGUCAGGCCAUGUCAAACUUAAAUAAAAAGUCAGAACCUUCUAAACCUACAGAACCAGUUAUACAUAAUAAACCUGAUGCUAAACAGGCAGAAAGUGAUUUACAAUGGGAAAGGUUAGCUAAACGAUUUCAUCGCUCGCUAAAAAUAAAUGAUAUGGAUUUUACAGACUUGAAAGACGAUGAUGAUACGGAUGUGUUCGCACCUCCAAAAUUAGACUUUGAUUCUGGUGUACCCCCACCCCCAGGAAUACCUGGUGGUGUGCCACCCCCUCCCCCAGGGAUACCAGGUGCUCCACCCCCACCCCCUGGGAUGGGUCCCCCUCCACCUCCUCCUUUGGGAGGUAUUGUCCCACCACCUCCGCCUCCAAUGGGAGGCGUUGUUGCAUUCCAGCCAGCAAUGACAGUGGAUUUACCUCCACCUCCUGGUGCAGAAUUACAGAAAAAUAAAAAGACUGUGAAACUUCACUGGAAGACGGUUCAACCGGAACAUCCACACCCAUCAACUAAAGGCGAGACAAUCUGGAAAAAUAUUGUUAAAGUGAAUGUGGACCCUGAUAAACUAGAGCACUUGUUUGAGACGAGACAAGCGGAACUCAAACAGAAGCGACAAGAGGCUGCUGGUAAGAAAGAAAUCACUGUAUUGGACCCGAAACGUUCAAAUGCCAUCAACAUCGGUCUCACAGUCCUACCCCCUCCAAGAACAAUUAAAGCUGCAAUAUUAAAGAUGGAUAACUCUAUCAUGAACAAAGAAGGCAUUGAGAAAAUUCUGACGACAAUGAUACCGUCUGACGAGGAGAAGACAAAGAUUCUUGAAGCCCAGCUUGCCAACCCUGACAUCCCAUUGGGUACCGCUGAACAGUUCCUGCUCACAUUGUCCUCCAUCAGCGAGUUACAGGCUCGACUGAAUGUAUGGCUCUUCAAGCUGGAUUAUGAAACCAUAGAAUCAGAAGUUGCAGAACCAUUGAUGGACCUAAAGAAAGGUACAGAUGAACUGUAUGACAACAAAACAUUCAAAUAUAUCCUGUCAGCCAUACUCACCAUUGGAAACUUCCUCAACGGAGCUCAGGUUAGAGGUUUCAGUAUUGAAUACCUGUCAAAAGUACCAGAGGUGAAGGACACUGUACAUAAACAUUCAAUCUUACACCAUCUCUGUACUAUCAUCAUAGAGCAGUUUCCAGACAGCACAGAUUUGUAUUCAGAUAUAGGGCCAAUUACACGAUGCUCAAGGGUUGACUGGGAUGUACUGUCACAGAAGCUUGACAAGUUAGAGUUAGAUUGUAAGGCAUCAUGGGACAAUUUACGUGCAAUAAUAAAACAUGACGGCAGCUCAAACUCACAACUCAAAUCCAAAAUGUCAGAAUUUUUGGGAGAUGCUGCUGAAAGAAUUAUGAUUCUACAAAUUGUUCAUAAAAGAAUCUGCAACAGAUAUCACAAAUUGUUACUGUAUAUGGGUUUGCCAUUGUACCAAGCCAAGGACCUCAAAAUCAACCAUUUCUGUAAGAUAAUCAGUGAGUUUGCUCUGGAAUACCGAACUACACGAGAAAAAGUUGUCCAACAGAUGGAAAAGAAAGCCAACCAACGGGAGCGUAAAAAGACGCGAGGAAAAAUGAUUGUUGAUAUGGGUAAAUUUAAGGGCUCUAAGGGUUCAAAGAAUGCCAAACCAGAUGAACAGAGCGAGGAAGCAUUACAGCGUGUACUUGCUAAUGGUUACACAAGUGCUGAUGACCGAGGGUUGCCAGGGCGGCAAGGACGUAGGAAGAUGGGACCAGCAGACAACAAAAGAAACAGUAUAUCACGAGGAGGUAUAACUACUGACUCAGAGAUGUAUGAUACUGGUGAUGAUGAAAUCCUUGAAGCUUGUGUACGUACAGCAACAACACCAAGUACACGUGCACCGAGGGAACGCAGAAGGUCAAGGGGUCAAAAAGACAGAAAAUCAUACAAUAUGAGAAUUAUGCCACUAUACUGAUUACUAGUCUUGGAUAGGGAUAGUGAUACUGAACAUUGGUGAGGCGAACAUUGAAGAAUGGUCUUACCCAAGAAGAAAUGAGUGCAAUCUCGAGUCAGAACUUUUAAAAUCAUCGCAGUGUUCGACUGAAACUGGUCAACUGUGACGUCCAUACCUGAACUUUCCUGUACCUGAUACAGUGAUUGAACUGUGUGUAGUGUAAGAAUAGCCAUACUGUGAGAAUUACUUCUUGUCAUUGCUGAAGACAAGGAGAUAGGUACCAGUACCUCUGUCAGAGGGGAAGGCUAUCCAGGUUGUUGUAGUUUUGUUCAACAUAGCAAUAGUUUAAAAACAUCUGCUGUACCAUCAUUUAUAUGGCUAUAAUCUAUACUGUACUGUACCACACCAUACCAUUUCAUUUUCUUAGUAGUUUUGGGCUAAGCAUAGGAACUUUUGGUUUUGGAUGAAAUAUUUAUGUGCCAUUUAUUAUAGAAUAUGAUAUAUUUUACCUACAUUGCUGAUAGGCCUACCAUACAUGUUGCUCAUCAUCCUCGUGUUUAAUGCUUAUAUUUCGUGUUUAUUUAAAUGAAACAUGAAUAUUGUAGGUCAUAGAUUUAACAUUGACUUUACAUGUGUAAUUUCAUUCGUGUGGAGAAACAAUGGAAGAAAAUUUCUGUAAAUGGCAAAACAGACUGACAUAUCACAUGUUUAAUAGGCAAUAAAACCGUCCACAUUUUUCUUGUAAACUAUUUUUAGAUCCACUUAAACUUUCUGCAGCAAUCAUUGCAUUGAAUUUGGAAGAAUAAGUUUGUUGUUGGAAUGAAAUAUUGACGUUAUGAAUACAUGAAAAUCUGUAGAAAUCCUUCACGUGUGCAAUAGGUCCAGUUUCUGUUACUUCCUAGUUGUAGGUCUCAAACUUUGUUUCUUUAAAAAGUCCUUAUAUCAUAUAGCCUCUAGGCUUAUGGCUAUGCUAAAUUGUGUCAAAUGAUAAGUUUAAUUAUAAAGAAAAUAUUUGAGCUGUUUUUGUAUGCAAAAUAUUUACAAAUUUAUUUUUGCAAGAUUUUAAUUAUAGAAGAAGGAGUUUGUUGUAUCCUCAUGAGGGAAAAAGUUACAACUUUAAACAAAAAUUUUGUCAGAAAUUUAUGCAUUUACACAAGGCAUUGCCAUGGUGACUUAAGUUGUAAGAUGCUACAUAUAGUAAUGGACCACAGGACAGUACAUCAGUUUUCCUUAUUUAUUUUUACCACAUUGCUACUGCUGCUACUUUAAACUGUUACAAAGGUACCGGUAUUUGUAUAAAACCAAGUGUUGAAAAAUGUUGCAAAGACGGGAAAUAUUGUUGAUUUUAAAAUUCAGUGAAACAUUAUCCAGUUUAUGCCCAUUAGUGAAAUUUUGCUAAUUUGGUGGCCUUAUUUUCUGGUAAAAGAUGAUUAAGGAAAACUUAAUAAGAGUAAUAUUUUUGUGAUAACUGUUGUACAUAUUUAGGUUUACAUAAGUAUAUCUAGGUCUUGUUUAUAUCUGUCUCGGAGAUGUAUUUGUUUUGCUGAAUAUAUUUACAUGACUCAAUAGCCGUAUUGCUUAUUAUGCAUGGUUUGGAUCAAAUUAGAACAAAUUAUAAUUUAUUAUUUAUUUAUUUAUUGUUGGACCGGAUAUACAAGUUGCAGUAUUUUAUUUUCACCAGCGAAGAAAAGUAACACAUUUAACAGUGUUUAAAUACUUAUGACAGGGAUCGAAUUUAACUUUUUUUCCAACUAGCAAAAUGAUGGGUUCCACUAGCAAUUAUUUAUAAAAGCUGUUUAUGUGCUAAAUUUAAGUUGUUUUCUUGUUGUUUGGUUUCAUAUAAAAGUUCACGGUCCGGACAGGCUUGGGACUUUCUGGUUUUGAAAGUAUGAUACAAACCAAAGCACUCAAUGAUUCUUUGGACUUUUGGCUGGACAUUGAUGUUUUAAGUUUUUUCUCAGGUCACUGCCGGUAGUGUUGCUAGCAUUUUCGAGCUCCAAGAAACAUGUUAUUUUCCUCUCCAUUUUCGCAGAACUUUGCAAAUUACAGACGUCCAAAAUGAAAACAAAUAUUGCCUAGAUGCUUACUUACAUAUUCGAUAAUUACUUUUGUAAAAAGUGACAAGCCUCUAGAAGCAGUCACGUGAUUAUCGGUAAAGUAACUGCCUGAAAGGAGUUUUUAAAGAGAAAAGGACAGUUUGAGUGAAUUCCCCGAUUUUCAAAUGUGAUCGCGAAAAUAUUUGAGUGCCAUGAUAUUCUACUCGCAUUCUUUUAUUCUUACUCGAAUUUGCGAGUUAGCGACCGUUAAAUUCGAACCCUGAUUAUUAAACUGCAAAUAACUUGAGCAAGGAACUUCGGACAUUGUUAUUGGCUACUAAAUGAGGAAUUACCAGUGUGCAGUAUUAAGGUUUUUCCUGAUUGUUUUUGAAAUUUCUUUCAUUUUAGGAGGUGAAGAAGUCUAUAUAUGACUGCUUCAUUAUGUUGACAGUGUAUAUUUGUAUGUAAUUGCUUGCCACUUAGAACAAAUAGAAUUCCAGUGCUUACAAAUUUAUGUUUUUUGUUUUUUUUUAUUUAUUGUUACCAUUUUUUCUUUAUAUAUUUUUUGUUAAUUUGAUGCCUUUUGACAUAUGCAAUACAAUUUUUAUCACUCAUUUGAUGUAACAAGUUGUUUGUGUUAGAAUGAAAUUCUGUCAAUUUUACCAUUAGAGUUACUGAUUACUGUACAGAAAUGUUUUUGUUUUCUUGUCAACAUUUGAGAUGCAUGUGAUAUCCUUCUUAGGUGACUGCAAACUGUAGGACAAAUUCACUAGAUUGUUUAAGGUUGCAUACAUAUUGUAUGACAAUACACAUUCAUUAGUAUGUUUAAGGUUGCGAACAGUCUGGUUAUCGAUUUACAGCUGUGAAACAAUAGUCUCAAAACGUGCUGUGAGUGUCUUUUUUUUCAUGUGAUCACUUUAUAGUAAAAUAUAAAAUCUCUUCUUUUAUAAAUUUCUUACACCACAAAAACUCUUUUGCUUGAUUUUUGACUGUUUUUUCUUAAUUAAACAUUGUUCACGUGGGUUUUUCUCAGCUAAUCUGUGUGUACUGUAAAAUAUUUGACAUUUGUGCAAACUUUAUUGAGCAAAUCUGCUCAGAUUUGACCUGUUUAAUGUAUUCACCAUUUUUGGAAAUGUGAAAUAGGAAAUGCACUGGAUAUACCAUGUAUAUACUGAUGCAUACUUGUCAAAUUCUUUCGACUUUGUGAACACUCUGAAUUCCCGAUAGCAGAAACUUGCAGAUAUUAGCAGAAUAAGUUUCCAAAAAUAUUAGGUAUUUUACAGUAAUUGUUCCUGUUUAGUCCCCUAACAGUACUAGAGUAGUAAGUGAGGAAUGAAUUAUGUCAUAAUAUAUAUAUCUAAUUCAAAGAUUACAAAACUUAGUUUUGAUAUCAGUGUCAGAAUGAAGCCUUGUCAUUGGUCAGUUUAAAGACUGAACUUAGAAUCCACCAAUCAGAGGCUGGAUAUUAGAGACUGAUUUCCAUUGAUUGAAAUCAUCAGUAUAUGGUGUAUACCUAGUCAGAUGUUACAGUGUAUUUUUUCAGCAUUUAAACUUUACUCAUUUAUAUGUCAUUUGUUACUGUUUGUGUGUAUUCCAAAUAUAAAGACAUAUAAGGUUUUAACAUCAAAUGUAUUUGAUCACAGGUACUGUGCAUGCAUUUAUAAUCUACUCAGAUAAUUACAUAUAUACUCAUGAACGUACAUCAGUAGAGGAGAUAUUUUUAUAUGUAUUUUAUUACAGUCUAGUUUAAAAAUGGCUUUCUUUUGAUAAAAUGGUCUAGUUCAUAUCUUCAGAUUAUGAAUUCUAAAUCAAAUUGAUUUAUGUUCACAAAUGUGCCUCGGACAGAAGAUUUUGGGUAUUAUUGCAGUUAGUAAAGACAAAAGACUUCCACAGUUUGCCAGUUAACUCAAGUAUUUCAUCUGUUUUACUUAAUGUAUAGUAUGGUAGACCUUUUUACGUGUUUCCAGUCAUUGUAAGCUCAUGUCAAUCACAUUUAUAUGUAAACAGUUAAGUGCUUAGCAGGUUUUUGAAAUGCUCAUUAAUUACCUGAACGUUUUUGCCUUAUUCAUUUCUGAUGUCAUUGUUCAAACUGGGGAGCACUGAAUAAUCUCAAAGUAACAAAAUAUUCUUCUGAUAAAACAGUGAUGUAAUAUUAAGGUAGUGGACCUGUAAUGAUACUCAGUUAUUUCCAAAUUAUUACGUAUUCCCAUUAGGCAAUUCAACAUCAUACGGACAAAAAGUUUCUCAACAUGUACAUAACUUUCUGUAGAAGUCGGAAAAUGCCAAAAUAGCAUACGUACAAUGCGUAAUUUGCAAAGUGUCAAUAUGGGUCCCCCACCUUUAAACAUUUUACACUAGCUUUCUGUAUGAAAAAUUUAUGUAAAAUAAUGUGACUAUGCAAACUGUGUUUUCAUUUUAUUCUGCGUCUAACCCUUGUUUCAUGUCAGUUUGAUUUAGGAUGAAACUACUUGUUUAUAUAUUAAACACACAGUUUAUAAACAUGGCCUGUUUACAGAAAUAAACAGCUUUGUGAAAACUUAAUUCUGUACUUUUUUGUAAAUAUUUAAAAAGAAAUUGAAUCACAUGGUUUAUAUUACACAGUCAGUUUCAUGUCGUGUGUGUAUGUAUGUAGGCAUAGAUAUGUAUGUUCAAUUAUAAACCAUGACACGGACAGACACAGACAGUGACUUUAUCUAAUGACAUUAUUAAGCUUGCUAUAAAACACGCUUACCAUGUUAGUUCUUUAAACAUGAAUAGUUUUAAAUGCUUGUGUAUCCUCUAUAGCUCUCUAAAGAGAGUUUGUUUUAUGGAUUUUUUUCUAGUAUAUCAGAUGUUGUUUUCUUUUGCACACAUGCAAAGAGAUUUGUCAAGUCUUUCAAUGUAUUGUCUUAAAAUAUGUUAAAGUGAUCCAAAAGUUUCGAGUUGAUAGUUUGUUGCGGCCUUUAGACACGCUUCCAUUUGCUGCCUUCAGUUCUAGAUUAAGUCUAGAUGUAGUUGAUAAUGUAUGGCAGUGUUUCACAGAAAAAAAAGGUGGUUACAAAGAGUUGUGAAGAGUUUAAGGAUGAUGAGUAAAAUUUCAUUUGAAAACUAACCCUUUAAUAAUUAUUACAGUGUUUUACAUGAAAAAUAAGUGCUGAAAAUAUUAUGUCAUGAAAUCAAAUUAUUAUAAAUUAUUACUGCAGGAUUUAACAUAAACAUUUUUUCAUGUGUACUGAAUAUAUAGUGGUAGAUUAUUUAAAGACCGUUUUUUCAGACUGUUGGAAAAGCCUGUUGUAUUUAAAUGAAUGUGAAUUGUUUGUGUGGAUCACUGUCCCACAUUGUUAUAGGUGUGAUAUAUAGUGGUAGAUGUAAUAAAUUUGUUUUUUUAUUUAAAUAUCACCACCUGCCAUACUAAUGUAUGCAUCGUUUUUGAUAUGAUUUCAAUUAAAGAUUUAUUUCAUGUAA
Mercenaria mercenaria is the source of this 12971-nucleotide messenger RNA. RefSeq names its product FH1/FH2 domain-containing protein 3-like. Gene Ontology annotation, cellular component: cytoskeleton; cytoplasm. NCBI's taxonomy places the organism in Eukaryota, Metazoa, Mollusca, Bivalvia, Venerida, Veneridae. The record is from RefSeq and is a predicted model, not a curated record. Gene Ontology annotation, molecular function: actin filament binding. Bases 142 to 7512 code for a protein of 2456 amino acids. The transcript is spliced from 32 exons. Gene Ontology annotation, biological process: cortical actin cytoskeleton organization; actin filament network formation.